Molecule: messenger RNA, 468 nt
Organism: Sphaerulina musiva SO2202
Lineage: Eukaryota; Fungi; Ascomycota; Dothideomycetes; Mycosphaerellales; Mycosphaerellaceae
Exons: 2
Coding region: 1-468 (155 amino acids)
Source: RefSeq, a predicted model, not a curated record
AUGUUGCACUGGCAGCAGAUCAAUCUCAAUCCCAACAACCCCACCAAUUACGGCAAAGUCGUCGCCUCUGGCUAUGGAAGUGGAUGUCGUUAUGACUUUGCAGACUGGGCGUACGUUCCCGGAGGAGGUGAUUACUUGUACACGCUCGGUGUCACUAGUGGAGGCCAUCAAUGCUAUCUGAUCCGAUGGUCACUAGCCACUCACAACUGCGAAAUCAUCAUCAAAUUCAACGAUCUCGUUUUCGCCAACGCCACCGUUUUCGGCGCGACUUAUGCUUCCAGCGAUGGCUUCCUCUACGGCUCCGAGAACACGUUGGGAAAUAUUUACAAAGUCAGCAUUCAAACUCCGUACAGCAUUGUGAAAUUCGCCGAUGGGCCGGCUUCAUACUCGAAUGAUGGAGCGAGAUGUAUCAAUAAUACUCAGCCCGUGGGUAAUGGUGAGGGGAAUACGCCGACGUAUGGAUCGUAG